CGGUAGCAAAGGCGGACUUCUACGCAACGCCCGAAAGCCCGAGGCCUCAUCCCCGCCAUGAUCCCCACAGCCUUGCGGUGGGGCAGUUUCUUACAUUCACCGCCGACGCAUCAGAGAGGAGCGCCGCGAAUGCAUCCGACUUCUUCUUAUACAACGUUUGAACGCUCAGCUCCCACCUCAUCAUGGCCCCUCCAUUCCGAGCAGACCAAGUAGGAUCCUUCCUCAGACCGCAAGAACUCCUCGACGCAAGAUCCAACCUGGCAUCCGCAAAAAACAUCUACGCCAUAACCGACGACGAUCCCCGCAUCAAAGCAGCCGAAGAGAAAGCCAUCGCCUGGGCGGUGCAAAAGCAACGCGAGCUCUCCAUCCGCCCUUACUGCUCCGGCGAAUACAACCGCCACAUCUUCUACGGCGGCUUCUUCGAGAAGCUCGAGGGCAUGACGACCAUGCCGGAGUUGCCGAUCCUCGCGGCUUUCCGCACCGACUUCCCCACCACCACCAAGUUGGCGGAGAUGGGUGCGAAGACGCGCGCUGCGGUCGUUUGCACGGGACCUAUUCGUUGGAAGGCGAGUGCGUAUAUGGACGAGUGGAAGACGCUACGAUCGAACUUGUCCCGGGAGGAAUGGGCGCAGGCGAAGAUCACGAUCCCCUCGCCAUCGUAUCAGCACAUCCAGUUAGCACCCGGGACAGCCUUCACGAAAGACUCCGGCUACACGAAUGACAAGCAGUACUUCCAAGAUCUAGGGCACGCCUACGCCGCCGAGAUUCAAGCGCUGUACGACGAAGGCGUGCGCAACAUCCAAAUCGACGAUCCAAACCUCACCUACUUUUGCUCCUCGCAAUUCCUCACCGGGUGCGAGAAAGACGGCACAGAUGCGGAAGCGCUGCUCGAUUCCUACCUGGCAGCGCACAACGUGUUCCUCAAAACCGUGCCUCCCGACCUGCACAUCGGCGUCCACCUCUGCCGCGGCAACAUGGCCGGCUCCGUGCACUGGGUGACGGGGAGCUACGAGCACAUAGCGCAGAAACUGUUCCACCACACGCUCUACCCCACCUACUACUUGGAAUUCGACGACGCAGCUCGACAAGGCGACUUCGCUCCUCUGCGCUUCCUGCCGCGGGGAAAGAAUGUGGUGCUGGGCAUUGUGUCUACGAAGCGACCCGAGCUGGAGAAGAUGGAGGAGUUGCGCGCGGCUGUGCGGGAGGCGGCGGAAGUGAUUGCGGCGGCGCAGGGGGUGGAGCCGAGCGUGGCGGCGGGGUGUUUGGCGUUGUCGCCGCAGUGUGGGUUUUCGAGUAGUUCGCUGGCGGGCGGGAAGGGGAUGACGAUGGAGGGGAUGUGGGAGAAGCUGGUGCUCGUGCGGGAUGCCGCGCGGGGGAUUUGGGGGGAUCACGGGGCGGUGUGAGUUUAGUUAAAUUUACUAUAUGAAAAGUUGCUGUCUGCCAAGGGGGGUAUCUUUAAUACAUUUGGACGCGUGGGCAAUGAUUAGUCGUCUGGCGCGUCGGGAGGUGAAUGUGCGUCACCGUCCGGCGGGAGCCCUUCUUGCCUCCCGCGGCAUGCCUAGUUUCUCUCAUCUCGCUGCCGUAC
Messenger RNA from Neohortaea acidophila, 1585 nucleotides. RefSeq lists its product as uncharacterized. The record is from RefSeq and is a predicted model, not a curated record. NCBI's taxonomy places the organism in Eukaryota, Fungi, Ascomycota, Dothideomycetes, Mycosphaerellales, Teratosphaeriaceae. The coding region runs from base 183 to 1403 and encodes 406 amino acids. Gene Ontology annotation, molecular function: 5-methyltetrahydropteroyltriglutamate-homocysteine S-methyltransferase activity; zinc ion binding. The transcript has 3 exons.